Molecule: messenger RNA, 1704 nt
Organism: Talaromyces atroroseus
Lineage: Eukaryota; Fungi; Ascomycota; Eurotiomycetes; Eurotiales; Trichocomaceae
Exons: 3
Coding region: 1-1704 (567 amino acids)
Biological process (GO): N-glycan processing
Cellular component (GO): glucosidase II complex
Source: RefSeq, a predicted model, not a curated record
AUGAGGAGCACGGCGAACCUGUUCGUCCUUUGGGGCAUUUCGGCAUGCUCUACUGUUUUAGCUGCCUCAGAUGAGGCGUCGUCACGGCCUCGAGGCGUGGGUCCUGAAUUUGCCAAAUUCUACAAGGACACGACCACAUUCAGCUGUAUUUCCCACCCAGCCAUCAAGAUACCCUUCUCGGCGGUCAACGACGACUAUUGUGACUGCCCCGACGGCAGCGACGAGCCAGGCACAUCAGCAUGCUCACAUCUUUCUCGUCUAUCGCCAUCCACACCUGCUGAUCAUCCUGCCAACGAUGAUAUUGACCUCACUCCUGCGUUACCGGGUUUUUAUUGCAAAAACAAAGGCCACAUUCCUGCAUAUAUCCCCUUCCAAAGGGUAAACGAUGGAGUUUGCGACUACGAAAUCUGCUGCGACGGUAGCGAUGAAUGGGCUCAUGCAGGGGGCACUAAAUGUGAAGAUCGAUGCAAAGAGAUUGGCAAGGCGUGGCGCAAAUCCGAGGAAGCAAGGCAAAAGUCCUUAAACUCGGCUUUGAGGAAGAAGAAAGAGUUGGUGGCAGAGGCUGGCCGGCUGACCAAAGAGAUCGAAGAGCGUAUCGUCGAUCUCGAGGCGGAGGUCCAAGCAGAAGAGGUCAAAAUCCAGGCUAUGGAAACCGAGCUUGAGAAGCUAGAGAAAGAAGACCGAGGAAGAGUCGUCAAGGGUACCAAGAAAGGCAAGGUGGGUAUUUUGGCCGGGCUGGCAAAGGCGCGCGUGAACGAGCUUCGGGAAGCCCUAGGCGAAGUUCGUCAGCAGAGAGAUGAUAGCCGUGCGCGAGUCAAAGAGCUUGAAGAGAUCCUGUCGAAGUUCAAGGUCGAAUAUAACCCUAAUUUCAACGACGAGGGCGUGAAGCGUGCUGUUCGUAGCUGGGAAGACUACGCAGCCAAAGAAACUGCGGGUGACGACCCAGCGAAUGCUGCAAAGGACCGCGACUUGGAUGAAAUUGCCAAAGCAGAUAGCGAAACCACUGGAAUUGAUUGGGUUCAUUGGGAGAAUCAGGAUGACGGCGAGAUUGAUAUUGUAUACAAAUUACUGGCCUACUUCCCCCCAGUAGUUGUUGAAUUCAUCGAGGAAAAAUAUAAUAACUUCAAGCGAUUCCUCAUUGACAACAACAUCAUCCCUGGAUCUGACGAUUCCGCAACCGAAUCAAAAGCAGUGAAGGAAGCCAGAGAUGCAUUAAAGGCUCAGAAGGCGGUUCGUGAUGGGGCGCUGAAAUCGAUCAGGGAUCACAAGGCCGAUCUUGAAAAAGAUUACGGCGCCGAUGGCAUCUUCCGAACAUUCAAGGACGUGUGUAUCCAACGGGACUCGGGAGAAUACACCUACGAGCACUGCUUCCUCGCUCACACUAAGCAAAUCCCUAAGAAGGGCGGUGCUAGUGUGACCAUGGGAAAAUUCCGCUCCAUCGAAUCAGUCUCGGUUGACGAAGCUAAUACUGCAGGUGAAAUAUACCAAGUGCAGAAAUCAGCCCUGCAGUACGAUAACGGGCAGAAGUGUUGGAACGGGCCAUCUCGAUCGACCACUGUGAUCCUUGAAUGUGGCGAAGAGAAUGAGAUUCUCAAAGUCAUGGAGGAUGAGAAAUGUAUCUACUCCAUGGUCGUCACUACGCCUGCUGUUUGCGGCGAGACAGUGAAAGUGGCGGAAAAGAAGGUCGGAAAGGAUGAGCUUUGA